GCGCCGAUAUGGAAGAUCAAACAAGCCAGUACGGGCCAGUACUUCAUUCAUGUAAGUACUUGGAUUGGAAGGGAUACGAGAAACGAUCAUGCGCGUGCGUGAUGCGUGCAGCACUGUAAGCAGCGGAGAAAUUUUGCAAUUUUGUCAGCAGAUUUUAUGAAACUGUAAAUAAAAAAAUGGGAGGUUCAAAAUGCUGUGUUUUAAGUUGUAAAAAUACAACAAACAAUAGUCAAUAUAAGUUUUAUAGGUUCCCAACUAUUCAACACAAAUUAAUACAAAGAGAAAGGUGGAUUUCUAUCGUAAGACAGCAGAAUGGAUAUGAUCGCAAUUGGCAACCUACCACUAGUCAGACAAUCUGCAGUGCUCAUUUUAUUGGAGAUAAAAAGGGAGAAGAAGUGCUCGGUCCCAAUUAUGUACCAACAAUAUUUUCACCAGUUUCAUUAGAGCACAAAUUGAAACAAUAUGCAUGUCUAAAUAGACAUCAACGUUUCAUAAAGCGUUUUGUGCAAAAACGAUGUUUCAAAAAGCGUUUACAAAAACGAUUACAAUUAAUUUUAGGUAAGACGCCAAUCAGUUCUGAGAAUGAACUGCAUGUGAAAUCAGAAAUAGCAGCCAAUUCAAUGAGUGAAAAUGAGUAUAUGUUACAAGAUGAGUCAGUGGCUGGUAAAGGUGGCAGUAAAAAUGAAUUAAUUGUAGAUAAUAAGCCUACCAGUUAUGAGAAUGAAAUCUAUCUGAAAUCAGAAAUAGAUUCAAUAAGUGAUAAUAAGUGUGAUAUGAUACAAGAUGAGUCCAGUAAAUGUGACAAAGCGUGCCAAGUCGAUAUUUUUGUUCAUUGUGAUAGUGUUGAAAGACUUCUGUGUUGCAAUAGGUUUAUUUUUGGACUUAAUUCGUGUGACGCCGAAACUCAAACUGAAAUUAAUGUACCACAAAGUGAAUUAAUAAUAAAUAUCAAAAAAGAAUUUGAUCAAGAAUGUGAUACACCAUCAAAAGAUCUUGUGGAUGCAGCUUUCCGAACUGAUUUUCCAUACAAUGACAAAACUCGUUUUGAAGUGACUUUUAUAAAGGAUGAACAAUGAACAGAUCUCGCUGGUAUAUCUGUUGAUACUUUUAAUUAUUAAUUAAAUAAAAUGAUUUUUAAAAAAAUGUUCAGAUAUCCAAAAAAUUAUGCUAUUUAUUUUUCUGUUAAAAAUAAAAACUGCCUUAACAUUUGCAGCAAUAAGCUCAAUGUUUUCUAGUCAUUGAACAUAAUCCGGUCAACUUAGAUAUCAAAAUAGUUGCCAAAUAACAAAAAUUGCCGGAGAGCCAAAUUUUGGUGGAGAGCUAGAGUUUACCAUAACAAAUAAAGUUUGAAAAGACCCCAUCGAUCCCAUGUGUGC
Molecule: messenger RNA, 1376 nt
Organism: Diabrotica virgifera virgifera (western corn rootworm)
Lineage: Eukaryota; Metazoa; Arthropoda; Insecta; Coleoptera; Chrysomelidae
Exons: 2
Coding region: 177-1076 (299 amino acids)
Source: RefSeq, a predicted model, not a curated record